Molecule: messenger RNA, 4443 nt
Organism: Ceratitis capitata (Mediterranean fruit fly)
Lineage: Eukaryota; Metazoa; Arthropoda; Insecta; Diptera; Tephritidae
Gene: msl-2
Exons: 3
Coding region: 601-3909 (1102 amino acids)
Cellular component (GO): MSL complex
Molecular function (GO): ubiquitin protein ligase activity
Source: RefSeq, a predicted model, not a curated record
GCAAGUUUUGCUACUGCUUUAUCAGAAUUUUCAGCAUUUUUCAGCGCAAUUUUUAUUUUGCAUUGCGAUUUUUUCAAACCAAUCAUAGUAAAAGUUAUCUUUUACUAGGGGUGCGUAUGUGUAGUGUAAACUUAUAUAUUUUUUGCAAACAUCUACUAAGUUUUAGUUGUGUUUAUUUGUUGGGCGCGUGUCACUUAAAUAGUAAUUAGUAGCCAGAGGCUAUCGACUUACAUUUGGUGUCAUUUAUUUUUUUUGCACUAUUAGUGAGAAAAGUGGUCUUGUCCACAGACAUAUGGAUGUUUGCAGACGUCAAUGUCCUAGGUGCCUUUAUUAAAUAAGUUUGUGCAAUUAUAAAGUGUUUCAAAAGAUUUAUACGCCACAAUAAUUAAUCCACUGACCGCCGGUAGUUAUUGCAUCGAUUUUGCAACAUACUCAACAAAAACCAAUAACAACAAACGAUACGAAGAAAAUAAUAAAUAUACAUAUACAAACAGUUUGUUGUGAAUAUGGCAUAUUGAAUUGUAAAGUGUCACCGUCAAUUAAUUUGCAUCAGCCUAGUUGUUGAAUAAACAAUCUUUUUUUUAUCAACUGUUUUUGUUGAUGUUUUCUGUAGUCAGUAGUAGUGUGAGCGGUGGAAGCGGCGGCGUUGGCGAUGAGAAGCGUCUUGACGCAAUGAACGCUGUUUGUGUAUAUGUUUCGACAGCGCAACUAGUGCUUCAAGUCGAUACGACGGAAAGCAGUGGGCUUGGUGAGCAGCGUAUGCUUGACAUCAGUCGUUUGUUUGGCCAACUAAGGCAGCUACUUUCCUGUGCUGUGUGUGCUCGCCUCUUAAAUGAUCCUUAUGCGCCACUCAACAAUGCGCGCUGCCAUCACAACGUAUGUCGACUCUGUGUACGUGGUCGGAAGGCAUUACGGCCAUUGUGUAUUAGUUGUAAGGAUCUGCAAGACUUCAAGACGUAUGCUGAAAAUAAAACAAUGCGUUGCCUGCUGCUUUGCUACAAAAGCCUUUGCGAACACCUAUUGGCUUCAAACUGUUAUAAUCAGCUAAGUCGCCAGAAAGCACACCAAGCAUUGACAUGUAGCGGCGAGAAUGUGUUUGGUGUGGCGCCAAUGCCACACAUGACAACUUGUGGCGACAUCAUACAAGAGGGUGCAAGAUACGAUGAUAUAUUAAACGCUUUCAAUGCUGACUUACCACAAACCAUCAAGUUACCAAAUACACUUCUAACAAUGCCAGCUGUAGUAACAACCAGCAUUGCAAACCAAUCAACUCCCCAAUCCGUUAAUGUUGUAACACCGUUAGCGCCAUUAACAGUGCCUCAGAAAAGGGUGCAGAACCAACCUGCGCCGCGCUUAACCACGCCUCCCAACCCACCUGCUGCGUCCACGAGUAAUUCCCCAGCCUUAACUAAUCAAAACACGUUUGUCAAGCGGGAGCAAUCAAACACUCAUAUCGCAACUAUGAAUAAUAAUGCACACAUAAUUAUGACAGCGAAAUCUAACGCCACACAACCGCUACAACAUCAGACCCAGGCUCAAACGCAUAUGUUAUAUGUGAAAAGUAUAAAAUCUGGCACUAGUGAAUCUAACAAUAUACCAACGCAGCAUUUGGGAACUUCUCAAUCAACUGCGGUCACGAGCCAUAGCAGUAUGGCUGUAUUAUCAGCAUCACCAACAAUCACAUAUGUUGGCCCAAACACGCCUGGUAUUGUAGUGCCGAUGGUCUCCUCAUCCGCCACAACCACUGCACCCUUGACGAUAGCAUCGGCCAAACUUCAAUCCCUAAAACGUCAACUUGCACAAGCGCAAGCACGCGGCGGCGCACCAAUUAGUUUAGCUUCCGCUGUAAAAGCGGCUGGUUUGAUGAACGCAGAUGCGCAUGCGCCGCUGACAUUCAAAGUUUCUGCGACGUCAACACCUGCAAGCUCCGCAAUUAUCGCUUCGGCUACAGCUGUUACAGCCGCAAGCACAAACUCGAUAGUAAGCGCCACGACAGCAACAACAACAACCACUGCCACAGUCACUUCACAACAAAUACGUAACCCGCCUUCCAUAAAAACCGUGUCCAAUGGUUCGGCAAUGUAUUCCGUGUUGUAUACCGGCGUAGGAAAUAAGAUAACAAUUAAACGGAAGACAGAUGGUGACGAAGAAAAUGGACAGAGGAAAAGUAUUGCUACCUCAAUAUCGAAUGCACCAACGGCUACUUCCACGCCUGUGGCUACCAGCAAUUCGGUGGUGGGUACAUCCCAAGGCCAACAACAGCAGCAACCACAGACACCCGCAAAUAAGUUGAAUGCAAAACGUCGCGGUUGUCGUUGCGGCAAUGCGACACCUACGCCUGGCAAGCUGACUUGUUGUGGUCAACGGUGUCCCUGCUAUGUAGAUUCCAAGUCUUGCAUCGGCUGCAAAUGUCGUGGCUGCAGAAAUCCCCAUCGGCCGGAUGGCGGUAAAGUGCGGCCAGUCAUACCCGAACUUGCUUGUUAUGAGAUACAGGUAGCUGACGAGACUCCAAGCUUAAGUCCGAGUGACAUGCAUGUGAGCAACAUCAUGACGUCACGUGCGCAUACCACUUCGACGGCAACAGCAACCUCUCCUUUACAGAUUUCAGCGCAUCAGCAGUCAACAACAAUAGCAUCCGAACAGCAGGUCACAACCACCACAGUACUGCCAUCGUCAUCGUUGGCAACUGUGUCUUCACAACUGCAUUUAGCGCCUAGCUCCUCGUCACCCUCUUCCAAAGGCGCCACACUGAUACCAUUCAUUAGUUUGCAUCCUAUAUCGUCACAGCAAUCGCAACAACAGCAAACACAAACUGUCACCACAAUUAACGGUAAUCAGCAGCAAGCGAAUAUUUUGCCAAUGGAAUCGGUGAUCAUACAAAAUGCCGAGGGUAAAUAUCAAGUUGUGAAUGUUCUAACGACGGGUCAGGGCCAACAUCAACAUAAUAGCUCCAGUAUACAGCGCAUCCAUAGUAUUCCUCAGCUGCAGGUAACUUCAUCAACUGCUAGCAGCAGCAACAACAACAAUAACAACAACAGCAACCAUAGCAACACUCUGCUGAACAAUAUGACAACAGUCAACAUUUUGUCAAACGCAGGCGUCAGCAACACGCUAACAUCGCCCACAACUGUAACAACAAAGGUCACACCACAAAGUGUACUCCUACACCAACAGCAGCAACGUCUGCAACAACAGCAACAACAACAAAAGCAUAAUCAACAACAAUUACAUGCGCAGCGGCUGGUCUCCUCUAACAUAAUCGCGACAUCCAUUAAUAAUACAACAACUGCGGCAGUAAAUAAAAAUGCAGCCGCAAACACAAUAUCCAUGCAAUUGCAACAACACCAUCAUCAUCAACAGCAACAAGCACAACAAGCGCAACAACACAACAAUCAUGCACAUAACCAACAAAUAAAAUCAAAUAUAAUCACAAUGCGUCCAACAGCCGUUAGUAAUAAUAGCAACAUGCACCACGCACAAAAUCUUACACCAAUUUUCACAACACAAGCCAACGCGACCACCAUAACCUUGUCACCCAUUAUUAUGUCCUCAUCAUCCAACACUUUCAAAACGGAAAUGUACUCCGAUGCCUCUGAAUCGGAAUAUUUGAAUAUCACCACCGGCGCUGUAACUUCAACGUCAGUUGGAAAUAGCGUUGUUGGCAACACACACAACAACACCAACAUCAACUCCAAUAUGCUAUCGACAAUAUAUAGCCAUAGUGGCCUAACAAGUAGCGCGCCAACAACAACACGCAUCACAUCAGUGCCGUCGCUGAGUAGCGGCAGUACGGGCAGCACAAGUGGCAGCACCAGUCGCAUGAGUUUGGGUAUGAAUAUGAACAUCGGCGGUGCGAGUGCACACCUAACACCCGCUUUGGUGGAGGUAAUCGAAGCGAGUGAUAUGUAGUUUAAGGGGGAAAUUAUGGAAGUAGACAUGUAAAUUGGAGAGAUAUUAUCAAAAGAAGACAGCUGUUAAGAAGCGACGGUUGUCUUCAAGUGUACGGUAGAUUUUCAAUAGAGAAAAAUGUUAAUUAGUUUAGUAGUGAAAAUUACCGCCAUGUGAUUUAAUUGAAAAUUAAUAUGUGUAUAUUUGAAAAUUUUGCUGUUGAAAUGUAAAAAUGCGCUAACUGUCACUUUUAUUGCAAGUAGUUUAAAAAAAAAAACUUUUAUGAAGAAACUAUAGCCAAAGAAAUGGAUUUAAAAAUCUCAUAUUAUUCUAGCGUAAAAAGCAAAUGAAAAAAAUCGCUUAAUUUACACAAGGAAUAUUUCAGUCAGCAAGCUAUGUAAGUGCAAUAGAAGCAAAAAUUUUGUAUAUUUUUAGUUCAAACGGUUAACGGUUGUCAAUUAGCGCCUUUUCAUAUAGCAACAGUGAUUUAUAUAAAGAGUAUAUACAUAUAUAUAUAAUUGGCGCUUUGUAAGCGCCUAAGCUAUUUUCGGCCGA